This is a messenger RNA of Rattus norvegicus (Norway rat), 582 nucleotides long. Lineage: Eukaryota; Metazoa; Chordata; Mammalia; Rodentia; Muridae. The record is from RefSeq and is a predicted model, not a curated record.
AUGCCGGCCGGGCUCCUGGGACGUCCCGUAGGUACCCCUUUCUUCUCCGAUCUCGGUGGGACCUCCAAUUGUCGGCACCAGCACCGACCUGCCAACCGAUGCCAGGCAGGCUGCCUCGGCUGGCACAGGCCCUGUGGAGCGAAGACCGUUGGCCGAAACAGCGCCAGCGUCGCGGGCAUGUGCGGUACCCUCUUCGUCGGGUACUGCAUCUACUUCGACCGCACAAGGUGGAGUGACUCCAACUUCAAGAGCAGGCUUCGAGAACGAAGAGAGAAACAGAAGCUUGCUAAGGAGAGAGCUGGGCUUUCCAAGUUACCUGAUUUAAAAGAUGCUGAGGCUGUUCAGAAAUUCUUCCUCAAAGAGUUACAGCUUGGUGGGGAGUUAUUAGCACAAAGUAACUACGAGAAGGGUGUGGACCACCUGACAGACGCAGCUGCUGUGCGUGGACGGCCUCAGCAGUUGCUGCAAGUGUUACAGCAGACGCUUCCACCACCAGUGUUCCAGAUGCUUCUGACCAAGCUUCCAACCAUUAGUCAGAGAAUUGUCAGUUCUCAGAGCACGGCUGAAGGUGAUGUGGAAUGA